Hevea brasiliensis (rubber tree) is the source of this 1452-nucleotide messenger RNA. RefSeq names its product plastid division protein PDV2. The transcript is spliced from 2 exons. Lineage: Eukaryota; Viridiplantae; Streptophyta; Magnoliopsida; Malpighiales; Euphorbiaceae. The coding region runs from base 344 to 1303 and encodes 319 amino acids. Gene Ontology annotation, biological process: chloroplast fission. The record is from RefSeq and is a predicted model, not a curated record.
GCAGAAGUUUCCUGAACCACACAUCCUCUCUUACUGUAGCAAAGGAAAGUUCAAAGGCUUUGAGUCGGGGGAGGGGAAAGAAAGUUGGUUUUGCCGAAAACAACAGAAACAGUGAGAGAUCUAUCUGCUGAGAGUGCACCACGAUCACUUAAAAAUAGCAUAAAAAGCCCAAACCCCAGAACCUCCCUGUUCGCGGUUCUGCUACAUGAUACAGACAAACAAACUUUGAUCUGAAAACCCAUCAAAAUACAAUCGCCACCAAGUCCAAAGUACAUUUCUUUUUCUAGUGUAUGCGAUACCCACGUAGAAAGAUAGCGAGGGAAGAGAAGGAGGGAGAACAGCAAUGGAAGAAGAGGGAGUGGAGGUGGUAUUGGCUAGAGCCAUAGAGUUGAGGUUGAAGAUUAGCAAUUGCAUCCACAAACCAAGCACCGGCAUCAACAAUACCAAUGGCAACUCUGUUUCGUCUAAGCAAAACAAACAAGAAAAAGAAUGUGUUGAAGAGCGUGUGAUUGUGAAGGGAGAGAAGGAAAAGAACCCUAAUUCUCAGUCUCUUAAUGGGGGGUCAUUGAGUGAAGAAGACAAAGAAGAUGAAGAGACUGAGAGGCUUUUUAUAAUCCGCGAUGCUCUUGAAUCCCUUGAGCACCAGCUCUCCAACCUGCAGGAUUUGCAGCAACAGCAACGUUAUGAGAAAGAAGUUGCCCUCAGCGAGAUUGAGCAGAGCCGCAAGAUGUUAUUGGAUAAGCUAAAGGAGUACGAAGGGGAAGAGUUGGAAAUAAUACAGGAAGCUUCUGCUUUUGUUGGUGAAACAGUGGAGCAUAACAAUGACCUUUUACUUCCACCUUAUCCAAGCCGUCCUCCACAGUCCCUUGUUGUUGACAAUCACUAUCUGCCACACUUUCCUUCCACACGCAAGUCUAUGUGGAAUGGGGUAAUCACUGGUGAAGCAAAGAAGAAUCUGAAUGAGUUGGAGAGAAAUAAGGCAGAGACUGUGUCCGAAAAUUCAAGCAGGGGGUUGAGACAUUUUGUUGGUGCAGCAGCUAAGACAGUGAUUACUCUUGUUGGUGUGAUAUCAGUGUUAAGCCUGUCUGGUGUUGGACCUGGUCUUGGGAAAAGAAGUAUACCUUUUAAGUUUGUGGGCUUGUUUCAGCAGCCAACAGCUAAAGAAAAGAGACACAAUGAAUGUCCACCCGGAAGAGUUCUUGUUAUGGAAGGUGAGGAAGCUCGAUGCGUUGUGAAAGAAAGGGUUGCAAUUCCUUUUGAAUCAUUGGUUGCAAAGCCAGAUGUAAACUAUGGCUGUGGUUAAUUUGGUAUUCAGAAUCUUCUUGCUUCUUUUUCUUGGUUUUCUUUUUGGUUUUUCCUUUCUAAUGCUUUUUUUUUGGUAGAUUCAUCUCCUAUCUGUUGUAUAUUUUGUUUUUUCAUUAUAAGGUAUGAAGAUUUUGAUUUAACAGCCUA